AUGGAUGACACUGUAAGCCGCGACUCUGUUACUUCCUCCACCAGUGACGAGUUUGUUGUAGUCAACGGGGAACCAAAACUAAAAGUGGCGGCAGAUGUGAGUGACAUUAGUGAGGAAAUUGCCAGUGCUGCUGCCACCGACAGCAAGAUGUCAGACAGUACAGAGUUUGUGACAGACCCGCUGAGUGGUCAUGUGAUGCCUAGUAGCCAAUCAGCAGAUGUCUUGAAUUCUGGGUCGUUGCUGGAGAAUUACCCAGACACCCCAAAUGAUGAGGAAAUGACGGGCUCAGAUCGAGCUGGUUCGGCAUCCUUGACUGUUGUCUCCACUGGAGACUGCACAGUGUUUAAUGCAGUGACCUACUUAGGGUGUGCGAUGGUGAAUGCCCCACGCAGUGAGGUUGAGAUUUACCGCAACAUGGCUGUGUUGAACCAGCAGAGUCAGAUGGCAAUUCCCAUUGCUCUGUCUGUGCCUGCAACUUCAGAAGGGGUUGUCAGGCUCCUUGAACCUACUGGUGACACUGACAUUGCCACCUUCCGCAUUCACCGAAUUCUUUUCUGUGCCAGAGGUCCUCCAGACUCGUCUGAGCGACAGUGUUUUGCUUUCACGUGUAGCCACGGCGACACCGCUGACAAUUCCAUCUUUCAAUGCCAUGUAUUCCGCUGUGAUAUUCCAGAAGCAGUACCAAAAAUAUUGUAUUCCUUUGCAAAUACAUUUCGCCGAGUGCCAAAAAGAGACAAAUCAGUUGACAACUUGGCAUCAAACGCAGAACUAGUCUUUACCUUUUCCGUGACACUUGACUUCCGUGAGGAUGAUGGCAAGGGAAAUUACUCUGCCUGCUCCAAAGACAAGGAUGCAUUUAAGUUCAGGGUUAAUACAGAGAAGAGAUUGAUCAUUUCUGUUCAGCAGUCGGGUCCUCAUGAGAUCCGAAUUGAAAGAUGUUUUGGUUUACUUAUUUCCCCCGGGAGAAAUGUUCAACACAGUGACAUGCAGUUGAUUGAGCUGGUUUCCAUGGGCUAUGCUCCGGACAGCAAACUGUACAACAUCGGUGGACACUGGGAUCCCUCCGAGAAAUGUUUUGCCAUAUUGAAUACGGAAACAGAAAAAGAUACCAGUGUCUUCUUGACUGUGGCAGUUGACCUAGUUUUAUUUGGAAUUCAAGAACCUGUUAGGUUUAUACUGGAGACCAAGGCAAAAAUAUUUCCUAGUACUGACCGGUUCUGGUACCUCAGUCGUAAAGCAUAUGUUGAACACUUCAACAUUAGGCUCAAACAGGUUGGGGGUAAUCGAGACAGCAAACAUUACGAGGUUGUUCAUAUCGAAAGUCAAACAGAGACCAAACGACGUAACCACAACAUGACCUUGAACCUUACUGGAGGCCUGCGGCCGCCUCCAGAUUCUGUGAAAACCCCACAAGAAGAUGAAGAUUCAGACACAGACGAACCCCUUCCUAGUGGGUCAGGUGUUGUGAGUAAGGAGGUGACAGAUGAAAACCUUCUGGAAGCCUGGUCAGAUGUGUUGACCCGCUGGCACCAGAACCUAGCCAGCAAGCCACGCCAGGUGAGCCAGCUUGUACGGAAGACCAUCCCCCAAGCUCUGCGUGGAGAAGUCUGGCAGUUGCUAGCUGGUUGCCACAACAAUGAAGAUUUGCUGGAAUCUUACCGAGUGUUAAUCACAAAGGAUUCUCCAAACGAUGCAAUGAUUCAGCGAGACAUCAACCGCACAUUCCCAGCCCACGAUUUCUUCAAGGACGCUGGAGGCCAAGGGCAGGACUCUUUAUAUAGGAUCAGUAAGAUGCCAGAAGAGCAGGCGUUCUGUGUCCUGGUGAAGAUCAUGUAUGACUACCAGCUGCGGGAACUCUUCAAACAGGGCUUCCACGCCCUGCACCUCAAGUUCUAUCAGUUGGAGCGGCUCAUGCAGGAUCAACUGCCGGACCUUCACGAGCACUUCCUGGAGAUGGGUCUGGAGGUGCACAUGUUUGCCUCCCAGUGGUUCCUCACCCUGUUUACUGCCAAGUUUCCACUGCAUGUCGUCUUUGCCAUCUUAGACCUCUUCCUUAGCGAGGGACACCUGAUCAUAUUCACUGUGGCUCUGGCUCUGCUCAAGUCUUCUCGCAAGGACCUCCUGGCUCAUGACUUUGAAGGAGUACUGAAAUAUUUCCGUGUACACCUGCCCAAGAAGUAUCGAGGGGAAGAGUCCGCACAGGAGCUCACCCAGCUGGCCGUCAGUAUGAAGGUCAGCAGUCGCAAGCUGAAGAAAUAUGAGAAGGAGUAUCAGGUGAUACAGGAGCAGAGUCUGCAACAAGAGAACCCUAUUGAGAGGUUUGAGAGAGAGAACAAGCGUCUCAUUGAGACCAACAUGCGGCUAGACCAAGAAAAUGAAGAUUUGGCACACGAGCUGGUGGAAAGCAAACUUGCCAUGAAGAGCCAGAUUGAUACACUUGAGGACAGGUGCAAUGAGCUGGAGAAAGACCUCACGCAGACAUCCAAACAUCUGAAGGAGGCAGAGGAUGAGAAGAAGCGACUGGAUGCAGAAUCUAAAUCUCUGAAAGAGAUGUGCCGUAGGGAGCUGGAGAGGGCAGAAACAGAAGCCAAGAGAAAUUCAGUCAUUAUUUCUGAUUACAAACAGAUUUGUACACAACUCAGUGAGAGACUGGAGAAACAACAAACUCUGUUUAGAGAUGAGUUGCAGAACAUCAGGAUGCAGAUAAAAUCCUGUGAAAAGUGUUGCUCUGUGUUUGAUGGCGAGAACAUUCGAUUGGCCGACAACAUGAAAGAAGAGCAGGAGGAUCCAAACAUCACAGACUUGCAGAGACAUAUCCGCGAGCUGGAGCUGGAGCUAGCACAGACUAAACUGGCUCUGGUGGAGUCAGAAUGUAAGACCCAAGACCUCACCCACCAGCUCAAUGUGGCGUUCUCGGAGAUCACAGCCAACAAGAACACCUGGUUUCAGAAAACCAUCAGCUCUAUCAGGGAUGUUGCCUCCACAAAGAAGGAGCCCAAAGAUUGA
Molecule: messenger RNA, 3006 nt
Organism: Candidula unifasciata
Lineage: Eukaryota; Metazoa; Mollusca; Gastropoda; Stylommatophora; Geomitridae
Source: the annotation of a GenBank genome assembly